Messenger RNA from Paraglomus occultum, 978 nucleotides. Lineage: Eukaryota; Fungi; Glomeromycota; Glomeromycetes; Paraglomerales; Paraglomeraceae. The record is from the annotation of a GenBank genome assembly.
AUGUUCGCUCCAUUAUUAUCCCGUUUUCUUCUCUUUUAUUCUUUGAUCAUCCUGUCUACGCUUUUGCAGACUUUUGCCAGUCCCGUUCCUGGUGCUCCAAUUGCGGUUAGAGGUCCACGGACAAUAAAGAUUACCAAACCGUUUACUGUAGAAUCGACUGAUCCUGGUCAGAAUGUUGUUAGCAUACAGUCCGAUGAUGGUACUCCUUCAUUGAAUGGACCUCCGAGAGAUCAAAAGAUUAAAAAUCAUGGCGGCCGUGUUCUCACAAACGAUGUUAAUGUCUAUUAUAUCUAUUACGGAUCUUGGCAGAGAAAUGACCAGAAAAUUCUAGAAUAUUUAAUGAACAACAUUGAUACAACAAGUUAUUAUAAAAUUGUUACGUCUUACUAUGAUAGGUCCCGAAAUCCCGUCAAUGGUAACCUCAACCUUGCCGGCACAUAUGCCGAUGAUUACUCGGUUGGCAAAAAUAUCACUGACGAUACCAUGCUCAAUGUUGUCGCAAACGCAAUACAGAAAGCUAAUUGGCCAUUGGAUCAAACUGCCGUUUAUUAUAUUCUCGGAAGCGCGGACGUGAAUCAUACGUCCGGCUUUUGUUCAGACUUUUGCGGAUUUCACACUUAUGAUACCAUACGUGGUAAAACCAUCAAAUAUGCAUUUGUUGGUACGCCUACCAACUGUCUUGAUGGAUGCGCUCCAUUACAAUCGGGCGGAGUAUCUCCAAAUAACAAUCCUGCUAUUGAUGGAAUGGCCAGUGUUAUUAUGCACGAACUGGUUGAAACUGUUACUGACGGAGAAUAUAAUGCUUGGUAUGAUGACGCUGAUUAUGAGGCAGCUGACAAAUGUGUCUGGAAUUACGGUGGUAGUGAAUUUAUUAAGAGCGCUAGUAAUGGAGGUUUAUAUAACGUAGUUGUUGGAUCAAAGAAAUUUCUCCUUCAAGAAUUGUGGCAUACCCAAAAAAACUGUACUCUUUCUGGUUGA